AUGACCAUCAAGGACUCCCCGUCGUGGACCCAAAUUGUGGCCCAGAAACGCGCUCUUCGAGAUCAGCAGCUCCAGCCCUAUCUCGUCGACGAUCUUGAGCAGCGAGGCCCUCAAGCUAGUCGGGUUUCAGAGCGCAGUCGCAUUGCGGAGGAUCCAGAGGUUCAGAAGAUCACCGAUAUCGACAACAUCCACGACUUGCUGAAGAGUCUCGAAACUGGCAUAUUUACGGCCGAACAGGUCACUCGGGCGUAUAUCAAACGGGCUGUGGUCUCUCAUCAACUAACAAAUUGUCUCACGGAAGUCGUCUUUGACGAUGCGCUGGCACAGGCCAAGGCUCUCGAUGCGAAAUAUCGAUCCUCAGGCCAACUCAAAGGCCCAUUGCAUGGCGUCAUCAUCACUUUGAAGGACCAAUUCAACAUCCAAGGGAUCGACUCUACGCUGGGCUACGUAGGUCGAGCCUUCCAGCCUGCUCAGCAAGAUGCAGUGCUUGUCGAGAUCUUAAAAGACCUGGGAGCGGUUGUGAUCGCCAAAACCAACCUAUGCCAGAGCAUUAUGUGGGCCGAGACCGAGAAUCCGCUCUGGGGCUUGACUACCAAUGCCCGGAACCCCGCCUUUUCGUCGAGUGGCUCAACGGGAGGAGAAGGCUCCCUGCUCGCCCUGCACGGUUCCCUGCUCGGCUUCGGGACAGAUAUUGGAGGUAGCAUUCGGAUGCCAGCAGCCACUGCGGGCAUAUAUGGGCUGAAGCCAACGAGCAGCCGGUUCCCUUCCGAGGGUGUGCCCGUAUCUACUGAGGGCCAAGAACAUGUUCCUUCAUCAAUCGGGCCACUGGCACGAGAUCUGGAAUCACUGGCCUACAUCACCAAACUCGUGGCCUCCGCUCGACCCUGGGACUUCGAUCCUCGGUGUGUGCCACUGCCUUGGAACGAAUCUGCACUCCGAGAGGUCCAGGACCGGCCCAUGGUCAUUGGACUCAUCCUUGACGACGGCAUGGUGAAAGUCCACCCGCCCAUCGCCCGAGCCUUACAAGAAUUAUCCACCGCGUUGGAACUUCAGGGGCAUGAACUCGUGACCUGGGACACGUCCGGCCACGCAGAGUGCAUCGAGAUAAUGGAUCUCUUCUAUACUGUCGACGGCGGGGAAGAUAUCCGCCGCGAUAUUGCCGUCGCCAACGAACCGUAUAUUCCACAUGUCGAAGCCCUGGUCAAUCGGGCCAAGCCCAUUUCCGUGUACGAGUACUGGCAGCUAAACAAGCGGAAACGGGCCGCCCAGAAGAAAUAUCUGGAUAUGUGGAAUGCUGUUCGGUCCCCGAAGGGGAAGCCGGUCGAUAUUCUCUUGAGUCCGGUCCUACCUCACACGAGCGUCCCGCACCGAUCGUUUCGUUGGGUGGGAUACACCAAGAUCUGGAACUUCCUCGAUUACCCAGCCCUGUCCCUACCCGUAGACCAGGUGCGUUCUGACCGGGACCAGGUACCGGGCAAGCCAUAUGUGCCGAGGAAUUCCUUAGAUGAGUGGAAUUGGAAUCUCUACGACAGGGAUCAGGUAAAUGGGCAUCCCGUGAAUCUGCAGAUCAUUGGUAAAAGGCUAGAUGAAGAGAAGGUUCUCGGAGCUGCGAUGGCCAUUGAGCGGAUCUGGAAGAAUUAUACUAAGGGCCAGACUUGA
Penicillium macrosclerotiorum is the source of this 1659-nucleotide messenger RNA. RefSeq lists its product as uncharacterized. NCBI's taxonomy places the organism in Eukaryota, Fungi, Ascomycota, Eurotiomycetes, Eurotiales, Aspergillaceae. The record is from RefSeq and is a predicted model, not a curated record. The coding region runs from base 1 to 1659 and encodes 552 amino acids. The transcript has 5 exons.